Messenger RNA from Lycium ferocissimum, 3287 nucleotides. Its product is annotated as probable disease resistance protein At1g61300. The coding region runs from base 292 to 3165 and encodes 957 amino acids. Lineage: Eukaryota; Viridiplantae; Streptophyta; Magnoliopsida; Solanales; Solanaceae. The record is from RefSeq and is a predicted model, not a curated record. The transcript is spliced from 2 exons. Gene Ontology annotation, molecular function: ADP binding; protein binding.
CUUAAAGAAAGACGUUGACCAAAACCAAUCAGUAUUUCCCCCAUUUAUAAUUAUAGAAAGUGCUUUUGAUUUCUUACGUUCUUGAAGAUCAAAGGUAACUACUGAUUCUUUAAGCCUUCAUUAAGUAUGUCUUGUGCUUCUUUUUCAUUCUAUUUGAUAAUUUAAACUUCAUUUCCAGGUUUUUUUUUUUUUAAAUAUAAACUUCCAUGCUAAUUAUUGUUCUUCUUUUUCAUUGUGUAGUUGACAUCAGAUCUGACUGCUGAGCAGCUGAAAAGUGCUUUUUGGACCAUCAUGGACGCUUUUCUUGGGAAGUUUGUUGAUUUUGCAGUAAAUAAGGUCAAAAGUAUCACUGACUUUGAUGAGAAUUUGAAAACUCUAGAAAGAAAUGUAAAGCUAUUAUCAGAUAGAGCAUCUGAUGUGGAGACAGAUGUUGAGAAUCUAGAGCGAUAUGGGAAGAAGAAGAGGAAAAGAGAAGUUGGUUCUUGGUUUGACGAGGUUAUGAAGGUCAAAGAAGGAUUACAUGUGUUAAAAGAAGAAGUAGCAAGAGGGAAGAAAAAUGGAGGUGCUUUGGAGAAGAUGAAUGGAAGGGUUGGAGAACUUCUUGAGCAAAGUAAACAUUUUGGAACGCUCGUACAUGAUAUGUAUGAGAGCGAGGAGUGUCUUUUACUGGCGCCUCAAGUUCACGAGGAAAAAUCAAAACAAAAUUUAGAAGUGAUUUGGACGUGGUUACAUGUUGAAAAUGUCUCAAGCAUCGGUAUAUAUGGCAUGGGAGGUGUGGGCAAAACGACUUUGGCAAAGCAUAUACAUAAUCGUCUUGUUAAUGAGAGUUAUAAAGUCUGUUGGGUUACUGUUUCUCAAGGUUUUAGCAUCAAAAGAUUGCAAGAUGUUCUUGCCAAAAUUGUAAAACUGGAUCUUUCCGAUGAGGUUGAUGAGCAGAUAAGGGCAGCCAAAUUAAACGGGGCAUUCAAAGAAGGGAAGAACAUUGUUAUCAUAUUGGAUGAUGUCUGGGAUCGCCUUAGCUUGGAGAAGUUGGGUGACCCUCUUGGUGUGGAAGGCUGUAGACUGAUUCUAACUACUCGCUCGUGUGAAGUCUGCCAAAAGAUGGGUUGUAAGAAACUUUUUGAAGUGGAGAAACUCAACACUGAUGAUGCUUGGGAGUUGUUCAAGAAGAGUCUAGGAGACGAGACUCUGCUUAGUCCAGAUAUCGAGCCAGUUGCCAAAUCCAUGGCAAGAAGGUGCAAGGGCUUGCCACUCGGGCUCAUCACUUUGGCAGGAAGCAUGAGAGGGGUGACUGAUAUAAGGGAGUGGAGGAACGCUUUGAAAGAAUUUCCCGAUGACAUGGAAAGUGAUGUCUUCAAGGUACUGCAGUAUAGCUAUGAUCGGUUGAGAAAUACAAAUAUGCAAGAGUGCUUCUUGUACUGUGCUUUGUAUCCCGAGGACGAUGAAAUUGAUAGAGAUGAACUAAUUGAUAGAUUUAUCAUGGAGGGACUGGUGAAGGGAAAUAGUAGGCAAGAAGAGUUUGACCAGGGGCAUACCAUAUUGAAUAAACUAGUGAAGGUCUGCUUACUUGAAGCAACUCAUGGCAUAUAUGAUGGUAAGCAUUGUGAAGCAGUAAAGAUGCAUGAUUUACUUAGGGAAAUGGCAUUGCGGAUAACAAAUGUUAAACCAAGGUACAUGGUAAGGACUGAAUUAAGAUCACAAGUGCCGGAGGAGCAAGAUUGGGCAUUCGAUUUGGAUAAAGUCUCUUUUCUUAAAAGCUACAUACGGGGAAUCCCUGAAGACAUGGCACCGAAUUGCCCAACAUUAUCAACCUUGCUUUUUCGUUGUUGUAGGUUGAGAAGUAUCCCGGAAUCUUUCUUUCAGCAUAUGAACAACCUCCAAGUACUCGACUUGAGCAGCAACUCAGAGCUUAUGGAUUUGCCGAGUUGCAUUUCUAACUUGGGAAGUCUUAGAGCACUCUUGCUCCGAGGAUGUAAACAGCUCAGAUCUAUACCACCACUGGGAAAGCUCAAAAAUCUAAGGGUGUUAGAUAUAUCUGGAACUGGUAUUGAGGAAGUACCUCAAGGCAUGGGAAACUUGGUCAAGCUUAAAUUUCUAGAUAUGGGUCGAAUAGAUCUGCCAAAGGAGAUAUUUCCUAAACUUUUCCAGCUUCAAUACCUCAAUCUUCCUCUAUGUGUGAAUGCACAAGUUGAAGACUUGGCCAGCUUGGAGCUGCUCGAAGUAUUUGGAGGCCGGUUCCGCGAUUUGCAUAACUUCAACAAGUUCAUGAGAAGUCGUCGUAACUAUGAGAAAGAUUGGUGGUAUGACAUACUCAUAGGGCCAAAUUCGUCCUUUCCCUAUAGCAUUGACCAUGAAAAUCAUAAAAUCAUCAAAGAAAGAAGAGUGAUCGUAAAAGAUUGCACCAUUGAAGCAGGUGGAGGAGAAGCACCAACAUCAAUUAUUCUUCCACAUUGCAUUCAAAUUCUACGUAUUGAAAACUGCCAUGGGCUGAGUAGCUGCUUCGUGGACAAUUUUCUGUCACAGACUACUUUAAGAGGCUUGAACUGCACCAUCCACUUUUGUGAUGACAUAAAAUGGAUUAUCAAUGUGUCCUCUGGUAGAAAUACUACUACAGAUCCACACUGCAUAUGUUUCCAUAGUCUGACUGUUUCUUGUUUGCCAAAUCUUGUUGGGCUUUGUAAGGGAAAUAUUGCAUCUCACACCUUCUCGGGUCUCACAGUAUUGAGUAUCAAAGAUUGCAAUAAGAUGAAGAAGUUGUUUCCACGGGCUAUCUUUCCGGAUCUCAAAAACCUUGAGAAGCUUUAUGUAUAUUGGUGUAAAGAGAUGGAAGAGAUAAUAGCAGAGGAAGCAACAGACCAAGAUGGAAGUAGCCAAUUAGGUACAAGUAGUGACAUUCUCAUCCUUCCAAAGCUAAAAGAGCUCAGACUGUCCACCCUGCCUAAAUUGAAGAGUAUCUGUGAGGGAAAACUCAUCUGUGAUUCCCUUGAAUCGAUGAGCUUUUUUAAGUGCCCCAAGCUGAAGAGGCUGCCUUUCUAUGCUCCCACUACAAAUGCACAUCCUUUUCCAGCCCUUAGAGAAAUCGUCGUUGAUGAAAAUUGGUGGGAAACAUUGGAGUGGGAACAAUCCCAUCUCAAGACCCUCUUCCAACCUUAUGUGCGCCACUAAGAGUCCAUUUGGAGCUUCUUCUUUUUUAAUUUAUAAAAAAGAAACGUUUGUUUUGUUCUGUGUUUAAACAAUUGUAUUGUAUUAUUGUAUAAAUUUUAAAUUUUGAUACCUCUGUUUCUUCU